Cydia strobilella is the source of this 1344-nucleotide messenger RNA. RefSeq lists its product as uncharacterized. NCBI's taxonomy places the organism in Eukaryota, Metazoa, Arthropoda, Insecta, Lepidoptera, Tortricidae. The transcript has a single exon. Gene Ontology annotation, biological process: DNA integration. Gene Ontology annotation, molecular function: nucleic acid binding. The record is from RefSeq and is a predicted model, not a curated record. The coding region runs from base 1 to 1344 and encodes 447 amino acids.
AUGACCUGCAUUAAAACGUGUCAAAGCGCUGAGUUCAAGAACGAAAUUGAGGAAAUCAACAAAAGCGGGUUUAUUAGUUCAAAAACGUCCAAGAUUCGUUCUUUAACGCCGUUUCUUGAAAACGGUAUUUUGCGAGUGGGCGGCCGAUUGGAGAACGCUUCGGACUUAGAAAUAGCAAAACAUCCUAUUAUCUUGCCCUACGACUCGCAUCUGACCAAACUGAUUGUGGCAGAUGCCCAUGAACGUACUCUUCAUGGCGACCAGCGAGCUAUGCUGAACUACUUAAAGUCAGCUUACUGGAUAGUACGAGCGAAGGACUUAGUGAAACAGCACAUUCACAAAUGUGUGCGCUGCAUUCGUCACAAAGCCAAGAUCCAAACGCAUUUGAUGGGAGCCUUACCGCCGGCUAGAGUUACUCCAGGUAGAGCGUUUAUCCGCAGCGGAGUUGAUUAUGCCGGACCUAUCAAUUUAAGAACUUCAAAAGGCCGAGGACAUCACUCAUACAAGGGGUAUGUGUGCUUGUUUAUCUGUAUGGUUACCAAAGCCAUACACCUAGAGGUAGUGAGUGAACUUACCUCUCGUGGAUUUCUUGAGGCUUUCAAGAGAUUCACAUCCAGACGCGGCCGCUGCUUAGAAAUCUACAGCGACAACGGCACAAACUUCGUUGGAGUUGCUAAAGAAUUAAAGGACCUUUUUAAUGCACAGAAGUCAGCUAUAAUCCAAGAAGUAGCGGAAGGUCUGGCUUUAAAUGGUACCACGUGGCACUUAAUUCCUCCUAGGAGCCCGAACUUCGGUGGAUUAUGGGAAGCAGGUAUUAAGUCUACCAAAUACCACAUCAAAAGGGUUAUUGGAGAGUCGACACUUACGUUUGAGGAAAUGGCGACUCUACUCAGCCAGAUCGAGGCCUGCUUGAAUUCACGGCCUAUCUCAGUUGUACCCAAUGACCCAAAUGAGCCAAACCCUUUAACUCCGGGUCACUUUCUGAUAGGAGAACCUCUAGUUACGGUUCCAGAAAGGAACUAUGAAUGCUCGAAUAUUAGCACCCUUAAGCGAUGGCAACUGACCCAGCGUAUGCUACAAAACUUUUGGCGUCGUUGGUCUAACGAAUACUUAACCCAUUAUUUACAGCGGUACAAGUGGGCACAUCAAGUUCCCGAACCUAACGUUGGGGACGUUGUUUUGGUGAAGGAGGAUGAUCUCCCUCCGUCUAAGUGGCUUUUCGGCAGAAUCAUGCAGAAACACCCUGGCUCAGAUCAACUGACCAGAGUGGUAACUAUCAAGUGUAAGAAUACUUUGAUAAAGCGACCAACGUCUAAACUUUGUGUCCUGCCGGUAGCUAAUUAG